Molecule: messenger RNA, 546 nt
Organism: Sclerotinia sclerotiorum 1980 UF-70
Lineage: Eukaryota; Fungi; Ascomycota; Leotiomycetes; Helotiales; Sclerotiniaceae
Exons: 2
Coding region: 1-546 (181 amino acids)
Source: RefSeq, a predicted model, not a curated record
AUGUGCCACCGUAUCGUUGAGACGUGCGCACGAGGUCACGAUUCAUCUAAACUCACGAUCCGCGUCCCUUGUUACGAAUGGCAGCAAGGAAGUGACACGGCAAGUUGCAGUCAUACUGCCGCAGGAGGAUCUCGAGAGGCUGAGGUCCGGAAAAUACAGUCUAGGGUUUGUGAAGAGUGUGUGAGGGAGAUUUUCUACGAACUCCAAAACGCAAAAGUGGACGAAUCAUGGAAAGACAAGAAAGAACAGAAAGAAAAACAAACCAAGACAAGUAUUAGUGCUCCUAGCGAGACUAGAAACCCAUCAAGCAUCAUCAAAUCUCCUCGCCAACAGGAUCCGAAGAGCAUUACAGACACAGAACCAGAAAGUAUCCAAGAUACACCAAAGAAAAAACAAACCAAAGGGAAGGGCGGAACUACUGACGCUGGAAAACUGGGCGAUGCUGAGACCUCUGGACUACUGAAUCUUCAGCCUAGCUCAACCUCUGAGAUUGGGGGUGGUCAAAAGCCGGAGCUUAGGAGAUCACCGCGUAAAAAGCAGCGAUGA